Messenger RNA from Podarcis raffonei (Aeolian wall lizard), 1719 nucleotides. RefSeq names its product F-box and leucine rich repeat protein 3 (gene FBXL3). The transcript is spliced from 5 exons. Lineage: Eukaryota; Metazoa; Chordata; Lepidosauria; Squamata; Lacertidae. The coding region runs from base 102 to 1403 and encodes 433 amino acids. The record is from RefSeq and is a predicted model, not a curated record. Gene Ontology annotation, biological process: regulation of cell cycle; entrainment of circadian clock by photoperiod; G2/M transition of mitotic cell cycle. Gene Ontology annotation, molecular function: protein binding. Gene Ontology annotation, cellular component: cytosol; nucleus; SCF ubiquitin ligase complex.
GGCCGCUGAUGAGGAGGCGGCGGAGGAGGAGGCGGCGGCGGCAGGAAGGACUGAGAGGCCCCGGAUAAGCGACGCGGAGGACGGGAGCUGCCUCCGACAGAAUGAAACGAGGCAGAAAAAACAGCAAGACCAGCAAUCAUUUAUCAGAUGAGAAUACAGCAGAUGGCAAAAAAGUGAAAAUUACAGAUGAAGAAUCUGCUGGAGUAUUUCAGGGCCCUGACUGGGGGAGCCUCAUUCCAGAUAUUCUGCUGCAGGUGUUCCAGUAUCUGCCUCUUCUUGAUCGUGCUCAUGCAUCCCAAGUCUGCCGUGUGUGGAACAAAGUGUUCCACAUGCCUGAAUUAUGGAGGUGCUUUGAAUUUGAACUGAAUCAGCCAGCCACAUCUUACUUAAAGGCUACCCAUCCAGAACUCAUCAAGCAAAUUAUUAAAAGACAUUCCAAUCAUCUACAAUAUGUCAGCUUCAAGGUGGACAGCAGCAAGGAAUCGGCUGAAGCAGCUUGUGAUAUCUUAUCACAGCUUGUGAACUGUUCUUUAAAAACACUAGGACUAAUUUCCACUGCUCGACCAAGCUUCAUGGAUUUGCCAAAGUCACACUUUAUUUCUGCACUGACUGUGGUGUUUGUAAACUCCAAAUCACUUUCUUCACUUAAGAUAGAUGAUACACCAGUAGAUGAUCCAUCUCUUAAGGUCCUAGUAGCUAACAACAGUGAUACUCUGAAACUGUUGAAGAUGAGCAGUUGUCCUCAUGUUUCUCCAGCAGGUAUCCUCUGUGUGGCUGAUCAGUGUCAUGGAUUACGUGAGCUGGCAUUGAACUACCACCUGCUAAGCGAUGAGCUCCUCCUUGCUUUGUCCUCUGAAAAACACGUCAGAUUAGAACACUUGCGCAUUGAUGUAGUCAGUGAAAACCCUGGACAGACGCACUUCCACACAAUUGAGAAGAGCAGUUGGGAUGCUUUCAUCAAACAUUCUCCCAAAGUGAACUUAGUCAUGUAUUUUUUCUUAUACGAAGAAGAGUUUGAUCUAUUCUUCCGAUACGAAAUACCAGUCACUCACCUUUAUUUUGGGAGAUCAGUAAGCAAAGAAGUGCUUGGCCGGGUUGGGAUGACGUGCCCUCGCUUGGUAGAACUGGUGGUGUGUGCCAAUGGAUUACGGCCACUGGAUGAAGAGUUGAUUUGCAUUGCAGAGCGCUGUAAGAAUCUCUCAGCGAUUGGCCUUGGGGAGUGCGAAGUCUCCUGCAGUGCCUUUGUGGAGUUUGUUAAGAUGUGUGGUGGCCGCCUGUCUCAGUUGUCUAUAAUGGAGGAAGUCUUGAUUCCUGACCAGAAGUAUAGCUUGGAGCAGAUUCAUUGGGAAGUGUCAAAACAUCUUGGUAGAGUUUGGUUUCCAGACAUGAUGCCCACCUGGUAGUCUCUGACGAAGGCACCUUACAUUUUGAGCAUACCAUGUUGCAGCUUAAUAACAUAAGCUAAUUUGUAGUUUGUAAUGUGUUGUAGAAAACUUACGUACGACUUAAUGUUGGUUUCUAAAAUGAACAUUUAAAAGGGGAGACUGAGGGUGUUCUGACACACUUGUCCAUAAAAAAACUUUUUAGUUUUCUUUCCCUCUCUUGAGACGGGGUCUACCUAAAUGUAUGUAGAAACUGAAAAUAGUGAACUGAUAUUCAGAUGCUGUAGCUCAGACUUUACUCUGAUAAAUGUCAGUAUUUAAACUAACUUUAGGAACU